AGAUGUCAACCUUAACCCUUCACUUACUCUCCUCCAUCGUCCUCGUCUCUCUCCUGUAUAAAAACUGCUGAUCAAUCAACUUCUCCUCAAUCAGCGCUCAGACUAGGCAAAUGGGCAGUAUCGAUGUGGAGAGGAAGACCACCGGCUGGGCUGCCGGAGACCCUUCCGGGGCUCUCACAUCUUACACUUAUGAUCUCAGGAGCACAGGUCCUGAGGAUGCUUACAUCAGGGUGCUCUGUUGUGGGAUUUGCCACAGUGACCUUCACCAGAUGAAGAAUGACCUUGGCAUGUCUCACUACCCCAUGGUCCCAGGCCAUGAGGUUGUAGGGGACGUGCUGGAGGUGGGAUCGGAGGUGACCGGCCUGAGAGCCGGGGACCGGGUCGGGGUCGGGGUGCUCGUGGGGUGUUGCCGGAACUGCACGCCGUGCAAAUCCGACAUCGAGCAAUACUGCAGCAAGAAGAUCUGGUCUUACAAUGAUGUUUACACUGAUGGGAAGCCAACCCAAGGUGGCUUUGCCGGUGAGAUGGUCGUUCAUCAGAAGUUCCUAGUGAAAAUACCGGACGGGAUGACCUCAGAGCAGGCGGCACCGCUGCUCUGCGCAGGGGUCACGGUGUACAGUCCGCUGAACCACUUUGGGCUGAAGCAGAGCGGCAUGAGAGGAGGAAUACUGGGGCUGGGUGGGGUCGGGCACAUGGGGGUGAAGAUUGCCAAGGCCAUGGGACACCACGUGACCGUGAUAAGCUCAUCAGACCGGAAGAGAGAGGAGGCGUUGGACCAUCUGGGCGCCGACGCGUACUUGGUGAGCUCGGACGAGACCGGGAUGAAGGAGGCUGCUGAUUCACUGGACUAUAUCAUUGACACGGUGCCUGUGUUUCACCCUCUUGAGCCUUACCUCUCUCUGUUGAAGCUUGAUGGCAAGCUGAUCUUGCUCGGUGUGAUCAACACUCCUCUCCAGUUUCUCACCCCUGUGGUCAUGAUUGGGAGGAAGGUGAUCACGGGGAGUUUCAUAGGGAGCAUGAAGGAGACCAAGGAGAUGCUCGACUUCUGCGAGGAAAAGGGCAUAAGCUCCCAAAUCGAAGUGAUCAAGAUGGAUUACAUCAACACCGCGUUCGAGAGGCUCGAGAAGAACGACGUGAGGUAUAGGUUCGUCGUGGAUGUCGCCGGAAGCAAGCUCGAUUGAGCAUGAUGAAAGCGAAGUUAGAGCUUGACGAUGCUGGUGAAUGUGGAUCAUCACAAGACCCACAAGCCACCAAACGAAAGCUGAAACUUCCGGAAAAGACAACCACUUAGGUUAGCUGUCUUCCGAUAAAAGGAGAGAGGGAGAAGCUACAACUUGAAUGGAAGGGGACUUAUCUUUCAUGUGAUUUGAAGUGUUGGGGCAAGUCUUGCAAAUGUGGCAGAUAAUGGGGAUUUCAAGGUCUUGUGUGGGGUCUUGAAAACGAUGAAUACCUAACAUAUGGUGUGUAAAAGUCAACUCUUUCUUUACUUUUCUUAGGAUUUCAUGUGUUGGACUUUGGAGUGUGGAUUGGGGUGACUUAUCAAAAUAUCUUAUCGCAAUUAUAUCAA
Messenger RNA from Syzygium oleosum, 1567 nucleotides. Its product is annotated as probable cinnamyl alcohol dehydrogenase. The coding region runs from base 111 to 1181 and encodes 356 amino acids. Lineage: Eukaryota; Viridiplantae; Streptophyta; Magnoliopsida; Myrtales; Myrtaceae. Gene Ontology annotation, biological process: lignin biosynthetic process. Gene Ontology annotation, molecular function: zinc ion binding; cinnamyl-alcohol dehydrogenase activity. The transcript is spliced from 5 exons. The record is from RefSeq and is a predicted model, not a curated record.